Molecule: messenger RNA, 1854 nt
Organism: Schistosoma mattheei
Lineage: Eukaryota; Metazoa; Platyhelminthes; Trematoda; Strigeidida; Schistosomatidae
Source: the annotation of a GenBank genome assembly
UAUUAUUAUUAUUAUUUGAACACAGAUGUUGGCACAAGGGGGCACCAAAUACACACGCACCACACAAAUCUCAUUUGAUACUAGUCUUCAUCAGACACGGUGCUUGCUGUCCAUACUAUAAAACUAAUUUCCUGGACAAUAAGUAGAGCUUACUGUUAAACCAAUUGAUUGUACGGUUUAUUGUUUAAAUUUCCUGGAUUUUAAGGCUCGUAUCUAGUCACAAUGCCUCAAUUAUUUGUUUUCUUUCUAUGUGAUCUGUCUUCAUAUAUUUUCAACCGCUUUUUCUUUCCCCCUUCCAUUUUCGGAAUAUGCCUUUUAGCUUACAAUAAGAGUUUCCUUACCCAAACUACCUUUUAUAAAUUAAGAGUUGGGUACAUUGCAUGUGUGACUUUGACCUGUUCAUUCCCUUGACUUUUUAGAAUCUGUUUAAAUCAUUAAGUUGUCGUUCCAAACGUUUGUCAUCUUUGAACAAUGGCCACCGUGUCUAAACACAAGAAAGUGAGGAUCAUGAAACAGAAGUUGAAACUUUUUCGAGCCAAUGAACCAUUAAAAAGUGUACUGAUGUGGGGCAUAAAUUAUUCGUUUUCCGCUCUAAAUCAUGUGAAGCAACGUGCACUGUUAUUGAAAGACGAUUUCAAAGCAUAUAUGAAAGUGAAGGUUAAUAACCACCAUUUUAACAAGGAGAAUAUGCCUAGUAGAUUCAAGUUUAAGGAGUACUGUCCAAUGGUGUUCAAGUCAUUACGAGAUCGAUUUGGAGUUGACAAGAUGGACUAUUGGGACUCUUUCACCAGACACCAACCAUUGUGGGAUAGUACGCGUGGAAAAUCUGGAUCGAAAUUUCUAGUCACGUAUAACCGACAAUUUGUAGCCAAAACAAUCAGUUCAGAAGAAGUUGAACAAAUGCAUCAAAUGUUAGAAGAAUAUUAUUCUUACAUUGUCAAAGGACACGGCCAAACACUGCUUCCUCAAUUUCUUGGACUUUAUCGACUUACAGUGAAUGAUCAGGAGUCGUAUAUCUUAGUAAUGAGGAAUGUGUUCAGCCCAAGACUUGCGAUUCACAAGAAAUAUGAUUUGAAGGGCUCAGCUGUGGAUCGUGAAGCCAACGAAAAGGAGAAGUCGAAGCCCUUGCCAACUCUGAAAGAUGCAGAUUUUCUAACAGAUUUGUGCAAAAUGCAUAUUGGUGAAGAGUCUAAAAAGAAGAUGUUGAGUACUCUGGAAUGUGAUAUACAAUUCUUACAGGAGAACAAUCUGAUCGACUACAGCCUUCUUAUUGGGGAUGCUGGUGAUGACGGUGAAGGGACUGGUGGUGGUGUGUUGGAGCCUAACAGUCGAGGCUUCGAUGAUAGGAUGGUGUCUGCAGGUGACGGUCUUGGAACACUUAGCUCACAAUGGCAAUGUGGUCGUUUGUCGAUGGCUAGAUCAAGUAUUGUGCUUGGUUUGAGCUCGUCAGCAGCUGCCGAGGCUGCUAGUUGUGGUGUUGGUACUGGGAAUGCGAGCACAGGUGAUGAUGACGAUGAAGAGGAGGACGGGAUCAGUAUACCAGAGAACAAUACACAAGUCCCUACAAGUGAAUUGACCCCACCGGAUAGUCCACCUGGUGCAGAAUGUCUACCUCAAUUAUUCUCAGGUGAAUUGCAUCCUACUUUGGAACAUUAUGGAAUCAAAAGUUCAAUUGAUUCUCCUCAUCCACUGAUCUAUUUUGUGGCUAUUAUCGACAUACUAACUCGUUAUGGGAUGCGUAAACGUACAGCGCAAACUUACAAAACAGUGAAACAUGGUGCUGAUGGUGGUUCUGUGAAGCCGGAAUUCUACGGUCGUCGUUUGUUGGAAUUUGUUGAACAGUGCAUUGACUGA